Messenger RNA from Glossina fuscipes, 5253 nucleotides. It is a transcript of the gene svr, whose product is annotated as carboxypeptidase D. Gene Ontology annotation, biological process: proteolysis. Bases 751 to 5154 code for a protein of 1467 amino acids. The transcript has 11 exons. Gene Ontology annotation, molecular function: metallocarboxypeptidase activity; zinc ion binding. Lineage: Eukaryota; Metazoa; Arthropoda; Insecta; Diptera; Glossinidae. The record is from RefSeq and is a predicted model, not a curated record.
AUAAAAAAAAAAAAAAUAAGAAAAGAAGAGUAACAACAGCGCAACAAUAACAACAACGACGUUGGUUAACCUAAAGUGAAUAUUGUAUUUGGAAAAAUUUUUAAAGAGGUCACCAAAUUAACAGCCCUUUAACCGGUACAAGUGCUAAUUGGAGCUUUUAGUUAAGAGAGGCACAGGCACGUCAAGAAGGAAAUUUCACGCAAACGCUAAUUGGAGAUGACAGUCAAAAAAAAAGUUAAACACAACAAUAAGGAACAAAUUUAAUUAAUAAUAAUAAUAAUAAUAAUAAUAAUCAACACUGUAAGAAGCUAAAGAAGACAAAACACCAAAUUUUGAUUUGCUCGUCGUUUGUAAGCUAUCGUUUAUUCGUUCAGGUAUACCAAAGAUUGCACUGGAAUUUUCAAUGAAUGAAUAGACGCAAUAAGAAUUGUAUUUCAGGAGUAACACCUACGCAAACGUUUUAUUUAUAAUUAUCAACCUGUACGUCAGAGAGAAGUAGAGAAUUAAGAAAUUUUUCCCCCCGCGUUGUAAAUAAAUUUCGCAUAGAGUUGUGGAAAAAGUUCAUCAAGCAUACCAUCUACGUCACGGCACCAAAAAAGUUCUUAAGUAAUAAGAACAUAUCGAUUAAAACUUUAAUAAUAGAUGAUAAUUGCAUAUAGCAGAGAAGCAGACAAACGAAAGAAAUAGAAAAAAAAUUAAAAAAUAAAAAAUUAAAAACAAACUAAUAUAAAUAACAUAGAGCUUUAAUCAAUGGCGUUCACACCUAUCGCCUGCAUAAUGCGUCCAUCGUUCUUACCACUUCUAUAUAUAUAUAUCGUUUUAAACGUUACGUUAACUUCAAGAUGCCAAGCUGCCACGGUACCGCAUUUUCACGAUAAAGAAGAUGAAAGUUUUGUGGCAAAUCCUUUUUAUCAUUCUAAUCCCGAUCUUGAGGAUAUGUUCUCUCGUUUCUUAAAAAAUUAUCCGGAACAUGCCCAAGUUUAUACAAUCGGUCAUUCAACGGAAGGUCGACCUUUACUUGUUUUGAAAAUUUGCCAGCAUUCGCGUUACACUAAUCUCUUAACACCGUCCGUUAAGCUCGUUGCGAAUAUGCAUGGCGACGAAGUAGUCGGUCGCCAAAUGCUAAUAUAUUUCGCGCAAUAUCUAUUAAUGAAUUAUCAAACGAAUUUGGAAAUAUCGGAACUAAUCAAUAGUACAGACAUUUAUAUUAUGCCUUCGAUGAAUCCGGAUGGCUUUCAAGUUGCUCAGGAGGGCAAUUGCGAAUCAUUGCCCGAUUAUGUAGGCAGAAAUAAUGCGGCGGGCGAGGAUUUAAAUCGUGAUUUUCCCGAUCGCUUAGACAAUGAGCAUCACGCACAAUUACGCACAGAAAAACGUCAACCCGAAACAGCAGCUGUAAUAGACUUUACACUUAGUAAGCCGUUUAUAUUGUCGGCUAAUUUCCAUGGAGGUGCCGUCGUAGCCGGUUAUCCAUACGAUAAUUCCAUAGCACAUCAUGAAUGCUGUGAGGAAAGCGUAGCACCCGAUGAUGUUGUCUUUAAGCAUUUGGCACAUGCCUAUGCUGACAAUCAUCCUUCUAUGCGACUUGGUAACAGUUGUAAUGAAACAUUUCCCGGCGGCAUUACCAAUGGUGCUAAAUGGUACGAGCUAGAUGGCGGUAUGCAAGAUUUCAAUUAUGUCUUCGCGAAUUGCUUUGAGUUAACGAUUGAGUUAACCUGUUGCAAAUAUCCAUUAGCGCAGACGUUGCCCGAUGAAUGGGCGAAUAACAAACGCAGCCUGAUAAAUUUUCUAAAACAAGCCCAUAUUGGUAUUAAAGGUUUAGUAAAAGAUGUCAACGGUUAUCCUAUACACGAUGCAAGAAUUGUCGUUUCCGGCUUUGAAGGUAAAACAGUACGUACAACACAGCGUGGCGAAUAUUGGCGUUUACUUGUACCCGGCACUUAUGACGUACUAGCGAUGGCUUUCGGCUUUCAAAAUAGUGAAGUGCAGAAAGUGGAAGUAACCAAUGAUAAUGCUGCGGCGCAACGUUUGGACUUUACCUUAUCGCCAAUUAGCAACAACAUUGAUGGUAAUUUCCAUAAAAUAAUAGUAGAACGGGCCGAUAAAGCUGAGGAUGUUGAGAAAAAUGGUGGCUUUUUAACUUUGACAGAAUUUGUACAUCACAACUAUGCGGCCAUGGAAAAGUUCCUGCAUGAUAUAGCUGAUAAUUAUCCGUCCAUUACAAGACUGUAUUCCAUAGGAAAGAGUGUACAAAAUCGCGAUCUUUUAGUGAUGGAAUUGUUUGCCAAGCCUGGCGAACAUUUGCCAAAUGUACCCGAAUUCAAAUAUGUGGCCAACAUGCAUGGCAACGAGGUGGUAGGGAAAGAAAUGCUACUACUGCUCACUAAAUAUAUAUGCGAACGUUAUAUGUACGAUGAUCGUAUAACAAAAUUAGUAAAUAAUACACGGAUGCAUUUUCUGUAUUCUAUGAAUCCAGACGGUUAUGAGAUAGCGCGAGAAGAUGAUAAUACAAACGCGAUAGGACGUGAAAAUGCUAAUAAUGUUGAUUUAAAUCGUAACUUUCCCGAUCAAUAUGGUACAGAUAGGAAUAAUCGCGUUACCGAACCGGAAGUCAAGGCUGUUAUGAACUGGACUUUGUCGAUACCGUUUGUAUUAUCAGCAAACUUACACGGCGGUUCCUUGGUUGCCAACUAUCCUUUCGAUGAUAAUGCCAACGAUUUUAAUGAUCCCUUUGCAAGGCUGAGAGAUGCGAAAGUAAGCCGCAAACUAAAUCCCACCGAUGAUCAUGAGUUAUUCAAACAUUUGGCGAAAGUUUAUUCAAAGGCACAUCCAACUAUGCAUUUUGGUAGCCCAUGUCCAAAAUUUAAACAAGAAAUAUUCCCAGAUGGUAUUGUAAAUGGAGCACAAUGGUAUAGUGUAACCGGUGGCAUGCAAGAUUGGAACUAUGUGCGGGCUGGCGUUAUGGAAAUCACAUUAGAAUUAGGCUGCGUUAAAUAUCCAAAAGCUUCGGAAUUAUUAAAAUACUGGAAAGAUAAUCGGGAAUCAUUGCUGCUAUUUAUCGAACAAGUACAUAAUGGUAUACAUGGAUUUGUACGCAGUUCGAUAGGUAAUCCAGUUCCGCAGGCGGCCAUUACAGUCGAUGGCAGCCGGCAUACCGUUUACAGUGAUACCUACGGUGAUUAUUGGCGCCUAGCUUUACCCGGACGUCACAAUUUAACUGUCCUAGCCGAUGGCUUUUCUCCCGAACGCGAAGCCAUCGAAAUUUCUGCCGAAAAACGUUCUCUUCGUUUGGAUAUCACAUUAAUGCGCGAUGAUGACCAACAUUGGGCUUCGGCUAAUGAUUAUCGCAUCAUUGAGAAUGUCGUUCAUACGCGUUAUCAUACCAAUCCGCAGAUACGAGAGCGUUUAGCUGAAUUUGAGACGCACAACGACAAUGGACAAAUUGCGACUUUCGGUUAUGCGGAAAAUGAGUUCGGUUUAUAUUAUAACUCCAUUAAACUUACCUCAGAUAUUGGAGCGCCCGAAGAGAAUAAAUUUAAAAUUUUGAUUUUAAGCUCUUUCUUUGAUACCACUUCGCCUUUGGGCCGUGAAAUAUCGCUUAACUUAGUACGUCAUAUUAUUGAGGGCUAUAAGCUGAAAGAGCCUCGCAUUUUAAAAUUCCUACAAAAUGCUGUAUUAUAUGUUGUUCCGGCAAUUGAAAAUUUCGAAACUGUUUUCAAACUAUAUAACGGCAACAAAUCAAUUUGUGAUCCCGUAAUAAGAGAUGAACUUGGUGAACGUUUGCUAAGUCCAGAGUCGGAAAAGCGAAGAGAUUUAUUGCUACAAUUUUUAGAUAAUGAAAGAUUUGAUUUAAUGCUAACUUUCAUUGCUGGUCACUCGGAGUUAAUUUAUCCUAAGGAUGAACAAAUAUUUGAACGUUUUGCUCAUUAUAUUGAAAAUGUUGAGUUCAGUUUUUCACCGCUACAAUGCUCGGCAUCCUCAACGCGGACCGUUCAUCGUGAUACUACAGAACGUUUAACUAAUUUGCUUUAUAAAACAUAUAACAUUCCGAUGUUCUCGCUGGGUCUGUCCUGUUGUCGAAUGCCACCACAAACGCAAAUAGCUUCUAUUUGGCGUAAAAAUAUCGAUAAGUUAAAACACUUUCUACAUCUUAUCGAAACGGGAGCGAAAGGCUACGUACAAGAUGAGAAAGGUUCACCUUUGCGCGAAGCAUUUAUACGUUUAAUUGAUCAUAAGCCCGUUUAUAACGUUACCAAGAAUUUAGCACGUUUCCAAUUAAUGCUACCGGUCGGUUUAUAUGCAUUAGAAAUUAGUGCUCCAAAAUACCAAUCUUAUGUCGCAAAAGUGGAAGUGAUACAAGGUAAAAUAACGGACUUGGGUGUGAUAAAAUUAAGUGCGUACACUUUGAUAACCGGUCACAGUGAAAUAGUGCCAUUGGGAAGGAUCAGACAUCAAGCUACAGUUUUAAGUGGCUUCGUAUUGGAUUUAUCCAAUCAUCCCGUGCCACAUGCCAAGGUCUCGAUAAUAGCGCCAAUUACCAAACACUAUUUACGCAAUUUCACCGACAGCAUUGGAGCCUACACAAUUAAUAAUAUUCCAAAUGGCGAUAUUACUCUUAAAGUUGAAGCUCCUCGCUAUUUGGAAGCAACACGACUGGUUCAUGUUACCGACGAUGGCAUGCCUAUUAAAGGCGUAGUCUUCCGUUUGAAACGUAACGAACAUGUAAUGGGUAUGCCGCGUUUCAUUUUCAUAGUAUUCGCCAGCAUAGCCAUUAUUAUUGUUGUAGUCAUGUGCAUUUUAUGCGCACAAUUCUUUUUGGCUCGACGUCACCGCACCGAUAAGCCAUAUUAUAAUUUCUCGCUGUUGCCCCAGAAAGGCAAAGAACUAUUUGAAGACGACGAUUUGGGCGAUGACGGCGAAACGGAGCUCUUUAGGUCACCUAUUAAAAAAGGAAUGAUUAUAAAACCAUAUUUCGAUGAUGACGAUGAUGACUUAAAACACAUUAUGCAUUCGGAUAAUGACGGAGACGACAGUGAUGAUUAUAGUGAUGUUGCCGAUAAGCAUGCGAUAAUGGAUAGCCAAAUUAAAGCCAAGCAUGUUUACAAUGACGAUAGUGGCGAAGAAGUUAUCAUGUUACAUAAACAACAAAACCACUGACUACUGUGAUCUAUUUGAGAAAGAAAUCUAUAUAUACAUUUAUUUAUAUAAAUAUAUGCGUAGAUUGUAUAUGCAAAUAUUGGUUAAUAUUUUUUUAUU